Messenger RNA from Trametes versicolor FP-101664 SS1, 2652 nucleotides. RefSeq lists its product as uncharacterized. The transcript is spliced from 3 exons. Lineage: Eukaryota; Fungi; Basidiomycota; Agaricomycetes; Polyporales; Polyporaceae. The record is from RefSeq and is a predicted model, not a curated record. Bases 1 to 2652 code for a protein of 883 amino acids.
AUGGACGAGCCGCCAAUCAAGGUCACGCUCACCGACAUGAAAGACAGCCUCGAGUUCAUUCGCCUGAUACAAGAAGCGAUGCUCGACGGUAGCAACCUCUCUGUGGAAGUCAUCGACCGCAUUCGCAACCCACCUCAAGAACCCCUCAAGAUUGACGAUCCAGACAUUCUCUAUUGGGUAGAAGUAUACAUGGCGGUCGGCAACGCUUCAGAAGAGUCGUAUCUCGCUAUUCGAGCCGCCACUAUGCAUCGCUUUCCUCAGAUGAAGGCACUUAGCCUGUACAAGGUCAAGAAGGAGAUCGAGAAAAUGUCUGGGGUUGUAGGGCAAAUCGACGAGAUGUGCAUCAACAGCUGUAUAGGCUUCACCGGGCCAUUCGCUGCCCACAACCACUGUCACAAGUGCGGCCAGCCCCGGUACUGUCCAGUCAAGCUCGCCGCCGGGAAAAAGGUUCCUUGGCAGAAGUUUGUCACUAUGCUGCCGGGCCCCCAGGUGCAAGCUGUCUACCGGUCAGAGGAGGGCACUGAUGAUCUAGGCUGGUUCCACAAGGCGGUGUGCGAGAUCAUUGCAUCUACGCCUCUCGGGGCGCCCUCUCUCUCGAAAUACUACGAUCUAGUCUCGAGCACGGAGCUCCUACGUCUGGUAGCUGACGGCACUCUUGGUCCACACGACGUCAUUCUCAUGCACUCUAUCGAUGGUGCUCAGCUCUAUCGGAACAAGAAGUCUGACUGCUGGAUCUCUCUGUGGGUCCUUGUCAGCAUCAGUCCCGACAAACGAUACAAGAAGGUCUACAUUCUCCCUGGCGCUAUCAUCCCUGGCCCGAAGCACCCUGAGGUCCUGGACUCGUUCCUCUUUCCUGGGUUCUAUCACAUAUCUGCGCUUAUGCGUGAGGGUCUCAACGCUUACCAUGCUCGUCUUCAGGCUCGCAUUGUCUCGAAGCUGUUCCUCGCUCUUGGCACUGCUGAUGGACCCGGCAUGGCUAUGUUCGAGGGCACUGUCGGGCACCACGGCAACCUCGGCUGCCGUGUACUUUGUGGUCUACCGGGACGGCACAAGCCGGGGUGCCCGCACUACUACCCUGCACUCCUCAAACCACUGGGUGAUCCUGUACCUGGCUGUGAUCAUAACGACAUCUCUCUCGCAUCGAUACCGCUACCGUCUGUUCAGGCCUACCAACGCAAUCUGCAGCUACUCUUGUCAGCACGGAGCGAAGCGCAAUUCAAGCAGUUACGCAAGGCGACUGGUCUCUGCAAGCCCAGUAUCGUCUCCGGACUUCCGCGCGCACUCCCCGUACCCACUUGCUUUCCUCUCGACAUGAUGCACCUUACCUGUCUGAACCUCCCCGACCUGUUCCUAAGUCUCUGGCGCGGCACGAUCCAGGGAAGCAUCGAGUCCGACCCAAAAACCUGGGACUGCGCUGUCUUAGCUGGCUCUGACGUAUGGACGGCGUAUGGGGUGCAAGUCAAGCGUGCAACAUCGUACCUCCCUGGCUUCUUCGAUCGCGCUUCACGCAACAUCACCGAGAAGGUCAACAGCGGGUACAAAGUGAUUGAGUUUAUGACAUGGUUCUACAACUAUCUGCCGGCAAUGCUCCGCUGGCUUCUCCCGGAGGCUUACUGGCUCCAGCUGUGCAAGCUCGUGCGCGGGGUCAAAAUCCUCUACGCGGAGGACAUCCUUCCGGAGGAGCUAGUCGAAUCCAAGGAACUGUUGACUGGGGCUGUCGAAGAAUACGAGGCGCUCUACUAUGCUCGGGACCCAGAUCACCUACACAUUGUCCGACCAUGCAUACAUCUUGUCUGGCAUGGCCCUGACCAGGUCAUCCUGCUCGGAUCGGUUAAAACCUGCACGCAACUCCCAACUGAGCGGCUCAUUGGUGACCUCGGGUGCGAGAUCAAGCAGCCCUCCAACCCUUUCAUGAACCUCUCUCAGCGCGCUCUUCGACGAUGCCAAAUCAAUGCGGUCAAGUCAAUGUUACCCUACCUUGAUCGUGCUCGACAGAAGCUAAAUGUCCUGCCUCGCGCCGCGAAGGACCUGGGCGACGGCUAUGCGCUGCUUCGGAAACUCGACACCUGCGCGCGGACUCUCCCUGCCUUGGAGGCGGCUGCUUUCUAUGACUAUCUGUCUGUCUGGGAACCCGAGAGCUGCGAGGGCGAAGAGCGCGAGACCUUCACAUGCAAGGUUCGCAAAUGGGCGCGAAUGCACGUGCCAAAUGGGACCGCAGUCCGGUCUGCCUGGACAGAGCAUGAGAAGCCCUUGUCCCAGCUGCGGCUUGGGCGGGUUGUCAAGGCAAGAAUGCACACGGACUGCUACUACAUCAAGAUAGGCGAUGUGCAAUACUUCACUCGCAUCGGCCGUGCGGAGCAAGCGGUUGCACUCGUAUCAGUCUUCAGACCACGGGACGAAGAUCUAUACCAGCGUUCAUUCAAAACAGUCGAGCUCCACGAGUACCGCGGCGACGAGUCACUCUGUGUCAUAAACGCGAAGACUAUCGAGACGGGGAUUGGUAUGAUCCCAGAUGUGAUGCCGGUGGUUGACUUUGCAUUAGAAUUCGGUCACUUACAUGUCGGAGAGAAGUAUUUUGUUGCCGACAAGCUCGGGUUCGAGGUGAAGGUGACGGUGCCGGGGGAUAUUGAUUUGGAUAUGGACGUCGACUAG